Stylonychia lemnae is the source of this 804-nucleotide messenger RNA. The record is from the annotation of a GenBank genome assembly. Lineage: Eukaryota; Ciliophora; Spirotrichea; Sporadotrichida; Oxytrichidae.
AUGGAGUCAUCAGUUGAAAACCAGCAAAAAAUAGAGCUAAAUGAGGGAAAUGAAGAGGAGGAAGUAGAAAUGAGCUAUGAGGACUACUUAGUAUACUCAGCAAGAUUAGGAGAGUUUGAUGAUGUUAAAAUGAGUAUUGAAGAAAAAGUAGAUCCGAACUAUGCUGAUGAAUCAGGCAAUACUGCAUUACACAUGGCUUGUGCAAACAAUUUUAUUGAAAUCGCUAAAUACCUUCUUAUUAAUGGAGCAAAUCCAAAUUUAAAGAAUCAAUCAAAUAAUACACCAUUACAUUGGGCAGCUUUAAAUGGGCGUGUUGAAAUUGUAGAGUUAUUGCUUGAGCAUAAAGCUGAUCCAAAUAUAAAAAAUGAAUUUGAUAGAAUUCCUUUUGAAGAAGCAUUAUAGAAUGGAUUUGCUAAUGUUGGAGUAAUAGAAUAAGUUGAGUUAAUAUUUUCAUAGGAAAUCUUAGCUAAAGUUUCUAUUUUAUCAGAUGACAAAGUAUACACUUCAAUAUAAGAGAUGCCAGAGGAUUAAGAGGAAGAGAAAAAAGGAGAUGAUUUAUUUGGAGAUGAAUUAGCAGAUGAUAUAUAGGAAGAUGAUGAUAAGAGAUCAAUAGUUAGUGAAGAAGCAAUUAGAUAAGAGGAGGCUAAGCCAUUAACAGAAGAGUAGUUAAAAUCUAUAGAGGAAAGAAAAUAGAAAGAAGAAUAGUAAAAGCUGCAGGAAAUUAAUCAAUAAAUGAAGGAUAAAUUUAACAUGCAAGAAUUUGAGAUUGAAGUGAAAAAGAUUGAUGAGAAUUAGAUUUUGUGA